UUUUCAACUAAGAAAAAUACCCUUUAUUCAAUCCCCCCUGUUUCCUACCAACCCAUCCCCACCACACCGCUACAACCACCACCAUGCCCCUCGUCAAAAUUGACAUCACGAAGGGGACACGCACCCCCGAACAAAUCAAAUCCCUAGCCGACACAAUCCAACAAGUCAUGUUGGACAAAUUCGGCGCUCCCUAUCGCGACAGAUAUCAGAUCAUUACUCAGCAUGAACCCUACGAGAUCAUCUGCGAAGACACCGACCUCGGCUUCACCCGGUCCCAAGACCUGGUUUUCAUUCAGAUUUUCCAGCAAGGCCGCAGCGUGGAGCAGAAGCAGAGCAUCUAUCAGACGCUGUACGAGCGGCUCAACGCGGAGUUUGGGCUUUCGGGCCACGACUUGAUUGUGAGUUGUGCGGAGAAUACGAAGGCGGAUUGGAGCUUUGGGAUGGGGGAGGCGCAGUUUUUGACGGGGGGGCUGCCGAGGCCAAAUUGA
This is a messenger RNA of Aspergillus heteromorphus CBS 117.55, 488 nucleotides long. RefSeq names its product tautomerase family protein. NCBI's taxonomy places the organism in Eukaryota, Fungi, Ascomycota, Eurotiomycetes, Eurotiales, Aspergillaceae. Bases 84 to 488 code for a protein of 134 amino acids. The transcript is spliced from 2 exons. The record is from RefSeq and is a predicted model, not a curated record.